AUGCACCCCUUUCCCCCAUAUUUCUCGAAUCUCGAUCUGGCAUGGCUCACGGAGAAGCAGGCGCACCGCGGUGCCUACCAUGUGCCCGCCUCUGCGCCCGCGCUUGUCUGUGCUCCGCGCGCCGACAGGUUCCGCCCAUCCUUCAACGUCGCGCCCGGCACCUUUCUGCCCGUCGUCCGCGCCGCCGCUUCCGCCACCCCGUCCGCCUCCCAGCACGCUGCUUCCGCUUCCGCCAAGUUGGCCCCUGCGGAAUCGGAAGGAGCCGCGGAGAGCUGCGCGGAGGCGGAAGAGGCCCACGAAGAGGGGCGCGCGCAGGAGGAGGCCGGGGAAGAGAGAGUGAAGGGGGGAGAAGCGGAGCAGGAACAUCAAGCGGAGGGAGAAGGGGAGGAGCAGGCUGAGGAGGAGCGGAAGGGGCAGGCGGAGGGGAAACGGGAGGGGAAGGGGCAGGCGCAAUGGGAGCAGGCGGAGGGGGAGCGGAAGGGGCAGGCGGAGGGGGAAGAGCGGGAGGUGCAGGUGAUGAAGUGGGGGCUGGUGCCGUCGUUCUGCAGCAAGGCACAGCCGCCCGACCACUUCCGCAUGGUGCAUGGGAGGUAUGAGGGGCGUGGGAAGGAUGCAGAUACUACCUGCAGUCAGUUUAACAUGGGAUGCCUUCUCACUCCUCCAUCCUACCCCUCUCCCGAUGCCAGGUUCUACGAGUGGAAGAAGGAAGGUUCCAAGAAGCAGCCGUUCUACAUCCACAUGAGUGACGGGAGGCCGAUGGUGAUGGCGGGGCUGUUUGACUGCUGGCGUGACGCGCAGGGCGAGCGACUGUUCACCUUCACAAUAGUCACAACGGCGGCUUCACAGCGCCUGCAGUGGCUGCAUGACCGCAUGCCGGCCAUCCUGCCAUCACAGCACCACAUCACAGCCUGGCUGCACGGCAAGCUCUCAGGGCCUGACGCCAUCACCCAGUGCUGCUCGCCCUACAACCACCCCGACCUGGUGUGGCACGCAGUGACGCCAGAAGUGGGCAAGCCGGCCUUCGACGGCCCGCAGUGUGUGCAGCCGGUGAGAUCACGCAAAUGCUAA
Molecule: messenger RNA, 1068 nt
Organism: Closterium sp. Yama58-4
Lineage: Eukaryota; Viridiplantae; Streptophyta; Zygnematophyceae; Desmidiales; Closteriaceae
Source: the annotation of a GenBank genome assembly